This is a messenger RNA of Suillus bovinus, 2130 nucleotides long. RefSeq lists its product as uncharacterized. Bases 1 to 2130 code for a protein of 709 amino acids. The record is from RefSeq and is a predicted model, not a curated record. The transcript has 11 exons. NCBI's taxonomy places the organism in Eukaryota, Fungi, Basidiomycota, Agaricomycetes, Boletales, Suillaceae.
AUGCUACUCUCCAACCUCCAAAACUCAGAUGCAGAGCCUACCUUUGCAAUGGAUGUUGAUGAUCCUUCUAUGGACCCAGACCUUGAAUGGGAGACUGUCCCAGAGACAUUGAAGGAUGAUGACACAUUCAUGCAUGCGGUUCGGGAUAUUGUUGGAAGCCAGUGGAGAGUGUAUAAAGAUGGGCGAACAUGGCACCAGCAUGUUACUUGCCUCCAAGAGAACUGGGCACCUAUCAUCAAGGAUUUGACUCUGGCCUACCUAGCUUGGAAGUACCCUUCAGAGUCUCCCCCCAACAAUGCAGUACCCCCACCACCACCACCAUCAUCACCUUCAAGUUAUGACUUUGACAUCGAAUGCAUCAACAUUUACACACUAUCUAAUACGACUCAUAUCCAGCACAAUGCCAGUGUCAAGACCACAUCUGAGGCUCUUGUUCUGAAUGGUUAUAUUGGAGCUACUCCACGGUCACCCUCCAUUGCUAUCUCACUUCACACGCUGGAACUGUACCGAAGAAUACACCUGCAAAAACCAUCGUUUAGUGCUGAGGCCUUCACAAAGGUUCUGUGCAAUCUUUAUAAUGUAUGCGCAUUUGAUAUCUACAACAUCAUCCUCCGUCAAGUCGAACAUCAAGUUUCUGAAGCCCUUGGCUGCAAUUCACCCAACUGGUGUGUCUUAAAUGCUUGUCCACCAUGCUCAUUCAAGCUCGAGGGUGAACCACCACUUCUCUAUCGGCAUAUGAUUGUUUUUGAUGGCAAUAACUCCUUAUCUCAAAUGGCGCCACUUGGUGGCCGCAAAGUUGGUGACAUGUGCACGUUUGAUUCAGACUUCUUCCUCUCCCGUGACUACUUAUCGUCUUCUCAAGCACCAUCCUCCCAAGCAUUGGCUUAUAAAGAUGCCCUGCAGCUUCAAGUUGGCGAGAACCUCGAAAAAUGGUGCACAGAAAAUUGGAAGGCUGCUGCUGAUGAAGCAAAGAAACAGACAUGGGGAAUAUUUGAAGAAACAGGGAUCUUUACAUGCGCAUGCUGUCAUGGUAUGAUCCUGUGGAUUGUUGAUAUGGUCUGCAGCAGGUUUAAGUAUCCGCUCUCCAUCAUGAAUAAGGCGCUUGAAGUACUCAGCCCCCAGCUAUUGAUUGGAUACGAUGUCGGAUGCAAGCUCGCUACCACCGUCAAGUCGACCACCCUUGCUACCAAGUUCAACGAAUCUAACAGCUGCUUGUGCGUUGAUGCAUUCCACGGGUAUACACAUAACUAUGCAUGCCAGGAUAGAAACCAUCCAAAUGUCAUUCAAGGAAUGGGACUGGAGGACUUUUCUACAAUGGAGAGGAUAUUCAGCUCAUCUAACCAACUCGCCCCUGUUAUUUGUUAUGCAAGUGCAUAUAACCGUCAUUUUUUUAUUGACAUGUUUUUCAAACAGUGGGAUGAGGACAAGUACAUGAAUAUCGGCAACAUGCUGUACAACAACUAUCGUCAAGCCCAUGGCAUCAUUGAACGUGAGACUAUUGAAUUUGAGCAUGCCAAAUUGUCCCUUGGCAUUACGGAUGCGAGCAUCGAGGAAUGGCAGAACCAGCAGUCAGUAUACCUUGAAACCCUUGGCAAAGAAGCUGAGUGUGACGUGCAUGUGAUGAUGUACGUGAAGUGUGCCUCAGCAUCAUUCCUCGAUGCCAUUCCUACUGACUAUCAAUUUGUCUCAACUUCGACUGUGACAUCAAUGGAUGCCGUAUAUGCAAACAAUCUGUCCCGAACACACAAGCUGGAAACCCAGCGAUGGCAUGCGAAUGAGCGCCUGGAUCGCAUACUACAAGAGAUUGUUGCUAUGGAGACAGGGUAUCGCAUGCGCACUCAUAUUGCUAAAGCCCUCCAAACUUGCUGCAAGGCAAUUCAAAGCAAGGUUAAGGAGUACAAUGCAGCAGCAUCUGCGCUUGUGCCACCUGCUCCGAGUCUCGACUGGUCAUGUGUCUCUCAUUAUGGAUUUCUUGAUGAGUUCACACUUCUCCGAGACAAGACGGUCGGCAUGAAGAAGAACUCAUCUGUUUUGAAUCAUUCACUAACACACGCAGACGUCUUGGCUGAUCAGCAGAAACUUGAUGGUGAUGAGACAGACGAAGCAGAAUCUGACUAUGGAUGGGGAUGA